This is a messenger RNA of Boleophthalmus pectinirostris (great blue-spotted mudskipper), 4331 nucleotides long. It is a transcript of the gene wdpcp, whose product is annotated as WD repeat containing planar cell polarity effector. Gene Ontology annotation, cellular component: axonemal basal plate. Bases 2273 to 4006 code for a protein of 577 amino acids. The record is from RefSeq and is a predicted model, not a curated record. Gene Ontology annotation, biological process: establishment of protein localization; cilium organization; nervous system development. The transcript is spliced from 12 exons. NCBI's taxonomy places the organism in Eukaryota, Metazoa, Chordata, Actinopteri, Gobiiformes, Gobiidae. Gene Ontology annotation, molecular function: protein binding.
ACUGUCAGCACAAACUACAUGCUCAGUCUGACAUCUCAUGCAUUUACAGACACUCACAGCUUUUUCUACUUUGUCACACAAUCUCUUUCAAUUGAGCACAAACAUAACAGGUGCCACAGGUGAGCACUGCAACUUUGGCGGCUAAUUGUGGGCAAAUCCUUUUGUGCUGUGUGCGUCCAGGGGCCUUCCCUUAAGAGCAUCCAUCAGUGUUUUUCCUCCAUUGUGCAUUCCUCCAGGGACUACCACCUCCCCACACUUCCUUGCCUUUGCUCUGCAGCUCUGGCAAGAGUGAAUAAGGGGCCGUGGACACCAGCCCAAAUCUGCUAAUUAUUUCUUUCUCUCUGUAUCAAUUAUUUGCCCAUAACACCGCCCUAUUCCCUUCUACUCAGGUCUCCAGACACCUGAUAAAGCCCUGCAGUGUACUCUCCCUGUGCACACACUCAUUUGUCCAUUUGUUCUAACACAUGUAAUUACAACACACAAUCUUUUUCAGGGUCAGAUCCCGGCACUUACAGUAAUGUGUGUCCACACAUAUGCACACAGUCACAAAUACACAGGGUCACACACACUCAGCCAGGUACACACAGCACUCGUCUCCCGCUGUGCGCCAUUCAAAGCCUCGGAGGCACUAAUUAUUAGAGUAAUGGGUGUGAGAGGGUGGGUUCCGGGGAUUUUGUGUGUGUCAGGGGUGUAAGUUAGAGGCUGUUCUAACAUCUGUCACUUGUUAAAUUAGCUCAGACAAUUAUAAUAGCAAGUCACAAGCUAUAUCACACCAUCAAACACAUUUAAAACAUCUAAUUACCCUGUAUAAAGUUACAAUGUAAUUGUGACUUAUGUCAGACUGUGUGUGGCUUUGGGACUUUUGCUGAGUGAGUAGCCAAUGCUGCUUUUAUUUUUGGAAUUCACAGUUUUAGUAUAAACUUUGAUUCACACGUGACCAAAGUUUAAUGUUGGCGUCAACUAAAUUUCACUUACACUGAACUGAAUAUAUGCUGGCAAAGUAUUUGUCUCAGACUACUAAAACUGGUAUCAAUGGUGGUUGUUUUGUCUUCUGAGACAAUGCAGGCCUAUGGCUUCACACUGCAGAAUAUAAUAGAUGCCAUGCUUUCAUCAUACCAAUUUUUAGAUUACAUGUACUUUACACCAUCAAAGUAUUACAAGCUUCCAUCGGUUGAUGACGAGACUAAGCUGAGCAUAUGCUCCACGAUUAAGCAUCCUUAAGUGAUUUUUCGUAGCUGGUUUCAUUUACCCACGUUUAAAAUGUGCUUUGGUUAAGCCUAUUGGCCUCUUAUGUCAACAUGCUGCUGAGGAGAUGGCAUUAAAUGGAUUUAGUAGAAUGUGUAUGAGAGAGGGACUGUGAGCGCCACUAGUUUGUUUCAUGCGUGUGGUUUUGAAUACAUAUAUGUGACUGUGUUGCUAACAGUGCAUGCAUAAGACAUGGUUCAGAGCUGACAUUCAUAGUAGCAUACAUGACAUCUGUGCAGUUUCUCUUGCAGUAAGUACACAUAUACACACAAUGGGCGUGUGUAUGUGUCAGAGGGGUGCAUUGAGGUUUUGGGCUGGGUCAGGAAGGUCUGGCCCUUAAUACCAACCCUGCCACCUGCUUCAGUGUUGGGCCAGUCUGUUUUCAUAUCCACUCCUUCAUUUGGGAAUGAAUAGGAUUAAAUGUAAUCCUGUUUAUAGACACCCAUAGAGAUCAAUACUAAACUGCAUUUAACUUGAUUUGUCUGUAAUCUACCACAAAGACGCUUACUAUUGCAUUAAACCUUGUAUGGAAAAGCCAAGACUUUGUUAAUAAUUUUUUGUCAUAGUUUGGGAACUGAAGCAUUUUUUUCUUUUAAUGCUCUAUAAUCCAACUUGGUAUUUGGGACAGAUUUUAUUGAGUUAACCUGAUUUUAAGAUGCGAGUACAAUAGUAGUUUGAAUCAAUUUGAAGUGUAAUCAUACUUGUACUAGCUGGUAGUUAUAAAUACUCACACACACCACCAUAGCUAAUUGCUGGUUAGAUUUCUAAAUCUCGGGGUGCAGCCUUUCUCGCUCAACUCAAAGCGAAAUAUCUGAGAGACAUGUGUAAUACCCCCCUUUCCAUUUAAUUGGCUUCAUAAACAGAUUAAUUUUGAAGGAGAGGAGCUUAAUUGCUAAUCAGCGUCUCCAUGCAGCUUGUGAAGAGUUGAACAGGAUCAAGUGUUUUCUUCUUUCAGAAGACCUCAGAGCCUUCACUAUGAGGGGAAAGUAAGAGAUGGAGUAUAGAAAAAAGAUUGUAAAAGUGAAGGAUGAACGGAGCGAUGAGGGAGAAAUGGAAAGCCUGUGAUUAUGUUUUUGCAGCGGUCGUCACUGAUAGGCUGAUUCUGCUGUCCUUCCUGGAGAAAAGCCAGCUGUGUCUAGUGUACAUCAACAAGAAGAACCUCACCUCAUCAGACACUGUCCGAAAAGCAGAGAAACUUUCCCCCUCUGAAAUCAAGCUUUUCUGUGUGGAGCUGAGUGGCCAGGGGCGUAGGCUACACCGACGCGUCGCUCUCAAUCACCAGCAGGAUGUGGCCCUGUGUUGGUGGAGCCAGGAGGAGACUGAAGAGGAGCUGUGGCCAUGGGGUCCCACAGAAGCACAUACGAACAACCUGGUUCUGCUCAACUGUUCACCCACCGAGGGUCUCAAGGUUCUGAACUCCAUCCACACUGAAGGCAACCCAAUUGAAUGCCACUUUAGUCUUCUCCAGCCUUAUCAGCUCUUGACAGUAGAGCUUCCUCAAACAUCCCAAACCUCAGAAGGGUCUCAGGCUGACUCCUGUGUUUAUGAAUGUGCUCGUGGACGACUUCACCGUCUUUCUGUCACCCAUAUCCCACUCCCAUCCCAGCCCACCUGCUGCUCCACUCACCCCUCAGAGAGCAUGCUUCUGCUGGGCUUGAAGGACUCCUCCCUGGUGCUGUACGACCAGCGGCGCCGAGUUUCUCUUCUUGCCUCUUGCCCUGUGCCCCCUGCCCUUUUGGCCUGGCAUCCAUCUGGUGCUAUAGUGGUAGUUGGGGGAGGGCAGGAUGAGGUGAUGUGUUUCGAUGUAGGCUUGGCUCAUUUAGGCCUGACGUUGUUAUCUGAAGAGAUGACCUCAGCUGCCACUCUACAACUGGCCCAGCACCUGCGCUGCUCUGCCAGUCUGGCGGGACUGCACUGGGGGUCCGUGCUGGAUGGAGGCCCAGAGGGGACAAUGACCCUAAUGUUGGCAUUUCACACUGGACCUCUUGGUGUGCUGAGAUUUAAAUUUGGGACUCUGUCUGGGGGCCACAUGGGUCCCGAGGAGGUGCUACAGCAGAGACUGCACUGUGGUCAGGUGCAAGAGGCUCUGGGCAUCCUGGAGGCCCUGGACUUUAACACUGCAGGAGACCAGUGUUUCAGAGGCCUCAGCUCCAUCAUCAACCACCUCCUCAGACUGCCUCUUAAUAUGGAGAGAGAAAAUCAGCUGGAAGCAGCCCUGGGUGUAUUUUAUGCUGCUCGUGCCCCUUUAUGUGAUACAGUGAUUCUGGAGUACCGAGACCCUGUGAGCAAGUACGCCCGGCGCUUUUUUCAUCACCUCCUCAGGCACCAGCGUUUUGAGAAGGCCUUCCUACUCGCUGUUGAUUUGGAGGACAGAGACUUGUUUAUGGACCUCCAUUAUGUCGCCAGCGAUAAGGGUGAGGUGGUGCUUGCAGAUGUGUCCAGGAGGAAAGCUAAUGAAAUCGAGGCCCGGGUCGACGCAGACUUUGUGAGUGGUGCUAACAGUGAGCCUGCUCCCAGCCUCGGGGACAGACAGACAGAGAGGAACCAGAAUGCAACAGGACCCUCACAGCCGUCCGCUCCCACAGCGCGUUACCGAAAAGUGAGUGAGAGAAGUCAAGUGCCUGAAAGCCUCCGAGUGACAGUGAGCAGCCAUGCCUUCAGGACUCUCAGACUCACAGGUGUUGCAGAAGGUGACAAAGCCAGUGCAAGUGAAGAAGAAGACCCUGGGACCCUUCGAGUGGUGCAUUUAGGAAUGGUUUGACAAUGCACAAUUAUAGUUAUAUAUUUUUUAGAGUUGUAAUGUAUGUUUUUUGCAGAUAUAAUAUUGUGUUGGAGAGGUAAUAGUGUUAAGAAUACAUAUUUCACUCUUAGAUGUCGCAGUAUAUUUUUUGGUUUUAUGGUAGUAAAAGUAUUUAUGAUAAUACUUUACUGUUCCUAUCAGCCAAAACCAUGGCACAUGUCUUAAAGUGUAAACUCAGGUGCAACUUAAUGCAAACAUUACCAUUUUGCAUUUAUAAAACAUGACUGUGUUUAAGCCUUACCAUUAAUAAGAAGGCAAAAUAAAAGCUGCUAUUAUACUUCCAUCA